Nilaparvata lugens (brown planthopper) is the source of this 10156-nucleotide messenger RNA. RefSeq lists its product as uncharacterized. Lineage: Eukaryota; Metazoa; Arthropoda; Insecta; Hemiptera; Delphacidae. The record is from RefSeq and is a predicted model, not a curated record.
CUCAAUUUUGCACAUUGUCCGUUUUGUCUCGAAUCGUCUGCAUUGUGGUAAUUUACGUUGUAAUAAAAAGUUAAACUAAAGUAUUUAUGGUGAUCUCUGGUUUUAGUGAUGUGGAAUAAUUGUGUGUGAAUUAUUCGUUCUGAAACUGUGCGUGGAGAAAUAAAUCUUAAUAUUCCAGGAUUGGAAUUUUUGAAGGUAGUCUGAAGACUUUUCGUUUCUGUUUUGAGAAAAACGUGUUUACAAAGUUGAACGUGGUUUCCUUUGUUUUGGUUCAAUUUGAAAAUUAAGGUUUGGGGUUUGUUUUUUUUUUAAAUCAGAGGUUAGGGAGCAACAUUUUUACUGGGGUUUAACUUCGUGAGUGAUGGUAGUAUCUUGAAAUUGAACAUUUUAUGCCGGUUGUAACGCGGGUGAUAAUGUCUGCUGCUAAGAAGCAAUUCGGUAAUCGAAAAUUUUAUGCGCUGCCCGAAGACUAUUCUCUGAAAACGAGCAAGUUCCGUAACGCGUCUUUGAAAAAGGAAGACACAGCCAAGCUCAUCAAAUACAUUGACGACAAUGUUAUUGGAAAGAACACCACUUUUGCCGGUCCCUAUGGCAGGAGAAAAGUGGUUUAUUGUGACUAUGCGGCCUCGGGUAGGGCGCUGCAAUUCAUUGAGGAUUAUAUAAUGAGGGAGGUUCUGCCCGUAUAUGGCAACACUCACACCACAACUAGUAUCACUUCAAUGCAGUCAACGCUACUUAGACAUGAGGCAAAGGACAUAAUCAGGAACGCAGUGAAUGCGUCUGAGGAUGACGUGGUGAUAUUCGCAGGUCACGGCUGCACGGCGGCUGUACACAAGUUGAUUCACUCGCUGGCACUCGCCGAGCCGCCCAUUGUGUUCGUCGGUCCAUGCGAGCAUCACAGCAACCUCCUGCCUUGGCGAGAGAUUCAGGCUAAGGUUGUGCGAAUAUCAGAAACGAAGGAAGGCUUCCUAGACUUGGUUGACCUUGAGAAUCAGCUGCAGCUGCACCGUCAGCUGGAGGGCGCAGAUCGUCAGCUGAUCGGCUGUUUUUCAGCUGCCUCCAACAUAACUGGUAUUCUGGCAGACGAUGUGGCCACCACGCUCCUACUGCACCAGUACAAUGCACUUGCCUUCUGGGACUAUGCAACUGCAGCACCCUAUGUGCAACUGGACAUGAACCCAAUUCUGCCAGGUAUGGACGAGAAGUCGGUCCACAAAGACGCCAUUUUCUUUUCGGGGCAUAAGUUUGUGGGAGGUGUUCAGACCCCCGGGGUGUUGGUUGCCAAAAAGGAACUCUUCAAAAACCCUGUACCCAACGGCUGUGGCGGUGGUACUGUGUUUUUUGUCAGAAUGGUGUUGUCUCAUCUACGCAACAUCCCCGAGGUGCUAGUGCUCGGGAACAGUUCGCUGCACACGGCGCGCCGACUGGCCGUGUUCGCACUGAUGGUGCGUCACCCGCGCGGCACUUUCCUACACCACAACUUUGUGUGUGCCGUGCUCAACGAUGUGUUCGGGGUGCAGGCGCGCGGCGGGUGCGCAUGCGCCGGGCCCUAUGCGCAGGACCUUAUGGGCAUCGACCAGCAGCUGGCCGCUCAGUUCGAGCAGGUGCUCAUGGAGGAUGACCGCUUGGACCGCCGACAGUUGCGUCGCCGCGAGGAGCACUCAGCGUUUGAGAUGCUGCGACCUGGCUUCACUCGCAUCUCACUGCCCUACUUCAUGAGUGACGCCGAAGUCACCUAUGUGCUCGAGGCAAUCAAGAUGGUCGCCACCGAAGCAUGGAAGCUGCUUCCCCAGUAUAUACUCAAUCCCGAGACUGGAGAGUGGCGGCAUCAUACCAAUUCGGUGUUCAAAGACCGCAAAUGGCUGGGUUCUAUCAGGUACGUUGAUGGCAAGAUGAGUGUACACGAGAGGCGCAUAUCAGGAGUGGCUGCCUGUCCCAUCGAUCACAACGACUGUCUGCACACUGCCAGGAACAUUUUCAACAAAGCGCGCAAGAUGGCGCAACGCUACCCACUAGCCGACCAGUGUGUGAUGUUUGAUGAGCGUACUUCUGCAUUGCGCUGGUUCAUGCUGCCCAGUGAGGCGCAGGACCUGUUGCUAGGCAACGUGGCCAAUGUGAAGCAGGAAGUGCCCUUCACGCCGCCCGAGUACCACGGCUCCCGAGGGGGCUCUUCACCGCCCACAACUCCUACGCACUUUGCACGCCACAACAGUCUCUCCGCGCUGGAUAUCAGAGCUAGGCGGACUAGGGACAGACUGGACAGCCAGAGCCCAGUAACCCUCCACCCCUCAGGCAGCAGUCCCCAGAUCCAGUUCAACAGCAACGGACUCAUGAUGCGCGAACGCUGCUACUCACUAGACUCCAACAACAAGCUCACUCCUACGCCGCGCUACACCAAGCACAGCGCCAACACUACGACUACUGCAUCGUCGCUUUGUAGCGCGGCUACUGCUUCGAGUAGCGCCACUAGCUCGCCGCUAGCGCUGUUGCCGUUUAGCGGCCGUCAGCGACAAAUCAGCUGCGGCAGUCAGACAGAUUUGUCUCAGAGCGGAAAUGAGGGCGACACUGAGUCCAGGGGUACUACACCCCCUACUAGUAUGUCGGCUGAGAAUGCUGAGCAGAUACAGGCCUACGUUCAGGAGGUAACCAAAGAACUGGCCACUGAAAUCAAGUCGGAGAUCCGCGAGGUUAUCAACAAGGUGGAAGAUGUUCUGUCGGAAAGUGCUGACUCGUUGGAAACGAACGGCUCAUUGAACAGUGAGGCCGGAAAGCGCUACAGCAUCGACUUCAACGCCCCGCCAAUGCUGGCCACAAUGCAACAGAACCAGUCCUACCAACCUGCCCCAUUCACCGUGUACGGGUCGCCAGGAGGCAGCCAGUUCUACCAACCUAUGGUGGCCAUACCUAAUCAGGUAACCUACCAACAGCUGACCAGUACCCCUUCGCUGCCCACGUUCACGAUGGGGGGGAGCCAACAGCAGCAGCAGGGGGGCCCUCAACAGGGGGGUCCCUCACUGAUGCACACCAACAGCAGCGACUCUGUGUCUCUCAUGUCAGACCAUGUGGCAGAGUAUCUGGCUGAGCUCACCUCUGAAGUUGUCUCCGAUCUCAAGUCUGAGCUGAAGUCGGAGUUCCGCGAAAUGGUGAGCGCCGUAGACGGUCUAAUAUCGCCCGACGUCCGUUCAUCGUCGGUGAGCGAAAAUGGCGACGUUGCCGAUAAUGGCAACGGCGGGCAGAAAAAUGGCAACAAAUGCUGCAGCCAUUCGGUGAAACGCAAUGGAUCCAUUGAUGGCCAGACCUCCACGCCGGCCGCCAAUAAUGGACCAAUGGAAGGACUCAAAGUCAUUUCGGAGAAUAUAAGCGGGGAGGAGCUGCUGAAAUAUGGCCAUCCCACUCUCAAAGAUAUGCGUCGAUCCACUAUGAACAGUAUCAGUUCCCAGGAUAGUGGUAUAAACAUGAACUAUCACUGCGACAGAGACCGCGACUCAUCGGUGUCGCCCAGCGACAUGUCGCAGUCACAGCAGUCGCACAAGUCGCGGCGACAAGUGGCUGCGGCCGCAGGUGGCAAGGAUGGGGAGGGGCAGGGUGAGGAGGAGGAGAGGGGUGGGAUCUCGUUUGAGGCGAAGAGUGAGAGGUUGGCCAACAAGAAGAAACUGCAAUGGCAUUGUCCGCCUAAGAAUAUUUGGAAGCCUACAACUGAGGCAAUAAAAGAGUUCGGGAUGAUAGAGGAUGGCGAUAGAGUGCUGGUGUGCCUAAGCGGCGGCAAGGACUCUCUGUCUCUAUUGCACACACUGCACCAGUACCAGUGCUACGCGUCGAACGCCAAGGGAGUCCACUCAGUGGGCGCCGCCACGGUCGACCCGGGCAGUUCCGCCUACGACCCACGGCCACUCAUUCCCUAUCUGCACGCGUUGGGCGUCCACUAUCUCUACGAGGAACAGUCAAUCCUGGACCAAGCGAGCAAGGCGGCUGAAUGCAAGUCAAUCUGCAGCUUCUGCAGUCGCAUGAAACGGGGUCGGUUGUACGCAUGCGCACGAGAGAAUGGCUACAAUGUGUUAGCGCUGGGUCAGCAUCUGGACGACCUGGCUGAGAGCUUCCUCAUGUCCACCUUCCACAAUGGCCGGCUCAGGUCUAUGAAGGCAAUAAAAGAGUUCGGGAUGAUAGAGGAUGGCGAUAGAGUGCUGGUGUGCCUAAGCGGCGGCAAGGACUCUCUGUCUCUAUUGCACACACUGCACCAGUACCAGUGCUACGCGUCGAACGCCAAGGGAGUCCACUUUCAGUUGGGCGCCGCCACGGUCGACCCGGGCAGUUCCGCCUACGACCCACGGCCACUCAUUCCCUAUCUGCACGCGUUGGGCGUCCACUAUCUCUACGAGGAACAGUCAAUCCUGGACCAAGCGAGCAAGGCGGCUGAAUGCAAGUCAAUCUGCAGCUUCUGCAGUCGCAUGAAACGGGGUCGGUUGUACGCAUGCGCACGAGAGAAUGGCUACAAUGUGUUAGCGCUGGGUCAGCAUCUGGACGACCUGGCUGAGAGCUUCCUCAUGUCCACCUUCCACAAUGGCCGGCUCAGGUCUAUGAAGGCGCACUACCUGAUAAGAGAGCAGGACUUGCGUGUGAUCCGGCCUUUUGUCUACGUGAGGGAGAAAUCUCUGCGUCAAUUCGCCGAGAGCCGAAAGCUGCCCGUCAUACCCGAGAAUUGUCCGGCCUGCUUCGAAGCACCCAAGGAACGUCAUCGCACAAAACAACUACUAGCCCAGCAGGAGAUCCUGUUCCCGAAACUCUUCCUAUCUCUGCGCGCCGCCCUUAAGCCACUCAUCAGUUUCCGCAAAACUGGUGAAGAAAGCAAAUCGUACAAUCGCCUCAAAGUGGGACCCUGCCAUCCUGAUGACGACACGGAGACUGAUGACACCGAGGAGGAUCCUGUCUCGGUCAAGAGCAAUUCGGAGAAUUAGAUAGUCACCCUCAUUACAUCGGAGAGGAUGUUGUCUUGGUGAAGAGUGGUUCGGAGAAUUAGAUAGUCACCCUCAUAACAUCGGAGAGAAUGUUGUCUCGGUGAAGAGUGGUUCGGAGAAUUAGAUAGUCACCCUCUUUACAUCGGAGAGAAUGUUGUCUCGGUGAAGUGUGGUUCGGAGAAUCAGAUAGUCACCCUCAUAACAUCGGAGAGGAUGAUGUCUCGGUGAAGAGUGGUUCAGAUAAUUAGUCACCAGGAAAAAUCGAAGAGGUUGCUGUGUCGGUCAAGAUCAAUUCGGUAAAUUGGGAGGCACCCUGAGAGUAGAAUGCAUAGAAAUCAAGUUUCUGAAGGUGAGUUGGCGGGAUGAAUUUCCCCAAUUCAGUGGAAAGGUUUCAUAAGUGAUGGUUGUUUGAAAAGUUGUUUAAAAAUAUUUUGUAUUUCGAAAAACCUCCUGGAGUAAUGGAUAGUAACUCGAAAAAAAUAUUAUAAAAGGAUUGUUUACAAAUGAGAGGUGAUUCAUAAUUUAGUAAUACUCGUAUUAUUUAUUCGGGAAACGCGAUGGAAUUUGAUAUAAAUUUAUUUUUAAAAAAUUUCGAAUUAAGGUCUCCUCAAGUGAUAGUUACAUGUAAAUAAGUUAUAGACUAUGAUUUUUCAAUUAGAAAGACUUGUUUUCAAUUUGAUAGUGUUUAUUUCAGUUUUAAUUGAGUUUAGAAUGUGUUUAUGUACUAGUGUAUAGAGUAUGUGUGUAAAUUAUCUAUUACUGCUUGUUGCAGUAAAGGUUCAAACCUUGACCAAAUUUGAGUUUUUGAUACAAUCUUACAAUCAAGGUUAAGGUUUGAUUCUUGAACGAGUGUCAAAUCAAGAUUUUAUUUAUCUUUAUGUUUUUGAAUUCAACUUAGAAUGCGUGAGAUUUCACUUCAAAUUUCACUUUUAUAGUAUCUUGAUUUGAGUUGAAUUAACUUACUCAUCAGGUAUAUGAUGGAGUAUCAUUAUAUUAAUUAAUUAUUAUAUUAUUAAUUAUAUUGAUUAAUCAAUGACCAUUUGUGUAAGCAUAAAUUCAUUUUUGGAUGGUGUAUGGUUUUUGAAUGGCAGAUGCGUAUAUCCAUCUAAAGUCAAUCUAGGUUUGACCAUUGUUUCAGUUCAAACCUCGUUCGACAAAUCUACUCUCAUAAUCCUUAUGAAAGUAUUUUGUGAAAAAUUUAUGAAAUUGAUGCAUUGUUAAUUUAACGUAUUAAACGUUAUUUUAACGUUAGUAUAAUCAGAUAUGGUAUUGAUAACGUUAACGUAUAUAUUAUUAUUUAACGUUAUUUUAACGUAUAUGGUAUUUAACGUUAUUUUAACGUAUAUGGUAUUUAACGUUAUUAUAACGUAUAUGGUAUUUAACGUUAUUUUAACGUAUAUGGUAUUUAACGUUAUUUUAACUUAUAAUUAUGGUAUUUAACGUUGGUAUCAUCAGAUAUGGUAUUGAUAUAUCAUGUAGAUUAGUACUCUGUAAUAUGGGUUUGAACUGUUAUUAUUAGUUAUAUUUUAUCGAUAUUACUACUAUAUGCUUAGAAUAAACAUUUACGAAACCUUGCUUUCGUAAUGUUUGACCAUACUAUUAUAUUCUGAAAGAAAAAUGUUUGACAAUGAUACAGUAUACAAUACCUAUUAAUUACGAUAUUUUUGAAGUUUACAAUCAUAAUGAUUUUUUGUUGACUUUGAAAAGGAAUGCUUGGAAAGGAUUGUUUUAAUACUAAACUAUAGAAAUUUCUACUGCCAGUACAUAUUUUUUAUAAGCAUGAAUUCAUUUUUGGGUGGUAUGGUUUUUGAAUGACAGAUGCGUAUAUUUAUCUAGCUUUAGAGAAAAAAUUCCAAAGUCUUCUAAUUGUGGACCCAAAUUAUUAUUUUACGAACCUUUCAAUAAUAGUAAAAUUUGUAAAAGGACUUUUUGAGUUUCGAAGAACCUCAAGAGAAUAGAUAUAAGAUGCUCAUUUUUGCAAGAUAUGAAUAUUUGAAGGGUCACAUUCUAUUUGAGCAAUACACUUUGGAGCUGAAUGGUUAAUUAUUUCAAAGAAAUAAAUUUAUUGAAUGAGAGAAUAUAGUUUUAUAAAAAGUGAAGUACACACAACUUUACUGAAAAAUUUAAUUCAUAUUAUCUAGCCAGCCUACAAAAGUUAUUCUAUUGUUUUUUACAUUGGAAGAAAAUUUAAUAAACAUAAUUUAUUUUUGUAGAAGGAAGAUGUCCAGUUGGAGAUAUUUUGUAAAUAAAUUGAAUACCUCAAAGUUCAUAGAAGUAUAAAUACAUAAGUUAUUCAUGUAAAAAAUCAAGAAAUAUUAUAAAUGUCCUUGCUUAUUAUAUUGGUAGGUAAACGCGACAAUAAUAUAUUCAAAGGUCUUACAGUAAAAAAUUAUAGAACAGCUACAUAUUUUUACUCUUCCCAUUAAAAAAAUAUUGCCAAUCUAUUUUAGAAAUCAUUUUAUAUUUAAUUGACGGCUUGAGCUGCAGUUUUAGAUAGUCUACCUUGAUAUACUCUUUCAGUAAGAAAGAAUGUCCUUGAUUUUGUGCAUGAUUCACCCAAUUCACGUGUAAAUAAUGAAGCUAAAGUUCAACCAAAAUUGUAUUGAGAUAGUACAGUAACUUUGAUAGAAAAGUAAAUGUUAAUGUAAAUAACCAUUUAUAACUUACUACUUGGAUAUCUUAUUGCCAUUUGAAAAUAAGAACUACCAAUUCAUUUGUAAAUAAUCAUAAGCCAUAAAUAUUAAUUUAAAAAGAUUGAUUAAUCUAAUCUAGUUCACAUACAGUACUUGAUUCCUUAGAAAACUGAAUCAUAAAAAUGCAUGAUAUAUGUAUUAACUGUGUAGAUCAAUUUUUUAGAAAUCUACAUAAUUUUUGUUGAACCUGAUUGAAGAAGGUUUUGAACUAUCAAUUGAAAUUGAACUAAUCAUUAAUUAUAUCUAUAGUGAAGUCCACGUUAUAAUGACAGUGUUUGAUUAACAAUGGUAUUGCUAUCUUUGUCUAUCAUUCAACAAAGCGGAUAGCGCUAUCUCUCUCUCUCUCGCUUUGCUCUGUUGCCAGAUCGGCUUUUAACAAUGUAGAAUUCAUAAUUAAUUAACAAAAAAUUUCAUCAGUUACGAAAAUUCAUUAUGAAAUUAUUGAAAAAUAUAAUUAGGCUACUUGCUUAAUUAAAUGUAAUUGAUUAUUUUAAACGAGAAUGAACAGUCAAUAUUACAUCAAUAAACCUGUAUCAGCUACCGUCAAGAAGGCAUUGACAAGACAGAGGAUCGGCAACGUUGUUCUCCUAUCUUGCUCCACUGCCAUUAUAACGUGGACCUCACUAUAAUUAUAUGUUGAAUAUUAUUAUUCUGUAUGAGCAAUUUGUUUCAAGUUUUAAUAUGUAUAUUCCAAUGUUUAAAAGAGGUCUUCAUUUUUGCUCAAUGAUAUUAAUAGAUAUAUUCCUCAGCAUUAUUGCAAAAUAACUUCUCCAAAUAACAUUAUAAAUGUAUACUUUUAAAGUACUAUUUUUUUGGGAGUUUAGUUUGCUUUAAGCCGCCAGUUUAUUUAUCUUUUUAAAACUAUCUUUUUCCAAAAUUAAUUUGGAAAUGUUUAGUUUGCUUCAAGCUGUCAGAUUAAUUUUAUCUGUAAGUUCCCUAUUUCCAUUAAUUUGAAACAGAUGUUUUUCUUUUCGUCCUUUUCUACUCAAAACGCUGAAGCUCUUCCAUUCUCAUAUUUUCGUAGAAAAAAAUUAACUUAUCAAAAUUUGUAUAUAUUCAAGAACAAAAUCAAGUUUAUAAAUAAUGCUACUCUUGGCUAUUAUCAAGGUCAACUUGGCUGGUAUUUUUUGUUUUAUAAUAUUUGACUUUUUUUUAUUUGAUAUAAUAUGUUGCAAUGUUGACAGUUUUAAAUAAAUUAUCAACAUUUUUUCAUGUUGUUGCAUUACUUUAAUGUACAUUGGCAAGUAAAUUACUAAGUGUCCAAUUAGAUGCCCUAUUAUUGAAAAAUAUUCUUCCUUGAAAUUUUACAUUCUUCAAUCGUUGAUCAUUUCAGGCUUUGAAAAUCUAGACUGCUAAUUUGAGAAAAUAGGUUUUGAAUUAUCAUAAUUAACUAUAUUAUUAUUAUUCAUUAAUAUACGGUAAUUGAUGUGAUGUUUAUAUAUAAUAACGUUAUUUACUGUAUUGAAUAUAAUUAACAUAAGGAUAUGUUCAAGUUAGUUGUGAACCAAGUCAUAAUCUUAAGAGAAAGCAUGUCUGUAGUGUUUAUAUUUAUUCAAGAAAUGGUAAUGUGUGGAUUUUGUAAUAGUUGUUGCAGUUUAUGUAUUCGAUAUAUCGAUAUAGUCUUGCUGAAACUUAGUACAAAAUUUGAUAGAUUCUCAACAAUGGUAGGACUCUUCAGUUUAAAGGUGCGUACAGAUAUACGCGCCGCGAACAUGAGCAAUUCACUUUUAUUCAGCUGACUAUAUCUGUAUUUUUACAGAAACGGUAAGAUACAGAUAUAAAAAGCUUGGCAUCAGCUGAUUAAAAGUGUAUUGCUCAUGUUCGCGGCGCGUAUAUCUGUACGCACCUUUAUGGCAGAUUUAACCAAAUUAUUAUCAACCUGUUCAAGAGUACAUCUUUAUAAAUAUUACAAAAUUAAUAGAGUAAAAUAUUUCAGAUUUUUUUUUGUUCUUGAGCGAUUUAACCUUCAUUUAAUCAUAUGAGGAUUCAUCAGAGAAUUUUCAUUAAAAAUAUUAGAUGUUUUGACCAAUAAUGUUAUAGAAAUCAUAGAAAAUCACUACUACAUAUCAAUAGGCUACUUAUGUUUGAGCAUACAACUGUUCUGAAAACAUUGGGCUCAUUCCUUCAUUUUAUUAUAAUUUUUAGAUUGAUUCAAUUUAUUGUUGACGCAUACAUAAUAAUAUUAUUUUUUCAACAUCAUAUUUCUUUGAUCAUUGUUACUAUAUUUUUCUUGUGUCUCAAUUAUUAAAUCUUCAUGUAAUGAUAUACAUAAACUGCCAAUUGGAGCUUCCUUUCAUGUAGUAGUUUCUAUUAGUAUUUAUCACUUUUAUAUUUUUUAAAAUGUAUGAAUUCAGGGGUAAUUCCUUGUAUUUAUAAAAUAGAACUAUAAUACUCUUUAAAAUGAAUAAAAUAUUAAAUAUUACUUUACAAUUCGUAUUCUUGUCUAAUAUUUUAUCAAUUUUAAAGGGUAUUUUAAUUCUAUUUUAUAAAUACUUUUAUAUUAUAUAUUUU